Messenger RNA from Mycena indigotica, 1938 nucleotides. RefSeq names its product C2H2-type domain-containing protein. Bases 10 to 1938 code for a protein of 642 amino acids. The transcript has 2 exons. Lineage: Eukaryota; Fungi; Basidiomycota; Agaricomycetes; Agaricales; Mycenaceae. The record is from RefSeq and is a predicted model, not a curated record.
UGGACGACGAUGGCGGCGCUGGCGAACUCUCGCCAGGGUCGCACGCAUCGAAAACGAGUCUCCGCUCUACGGCUCUCUUCCGACACGACCAACACUCUCCCCGAAUAUUGGAGAGAUUUAGUCCCCCCGCCAGAAUAUGAGCCCGACGAUGUAGAGGCCGAUGCAGAGAACGAUACCGACUCGGAGCCAGCCCCAUCUCAUUAUAUACCCCCUGCCCCCCCAAUAUCCCCUCGACGGAGGCUUCAGCAUCGCCGCCGACCAUCAAGCCCACAGGACGCUUUUAUUGACUCUCUUCUGGAACGGAGUGUGCAUGCCCUAGAGCUUUCAAAUGCGCUUCUGCAAUCGUCAAUAACCCCGACGACGUCUACAUUGCGCGAAUCUUCACCUACAGCCAGCGCGGCAGCAGCCCCCAUUCCCAUGCCACCAUCCCGCAAUGAGGCCUGGGCAGACGAUCUUGCCAAGAUUGCUCACGAUGUUGACGAGCUUCUAGUCAGCUCUUCCCUCCCUCCCGCUUCAUCGCCAAUAGCUCACCGCCGUCCUCGAAGAAGACCGUCUCUUGACACAGACACAUCAUCCAGACGGACUUCUUACCUCUCUGCCUCGACUUCCACCUCCGACAAUGGCUUGCAAAUGGCACUACCCAGUCGUGCGCGGUUUAUUGCACCAGCCCCUCGCGCUCUUACCCAGUACAUUGAUGCGGAUACAACAAUAUCGGAUGAUUCUAUAGCUUUACCGUCAACCCUCGGCCUUCGCGCUGCCCCAAGCGACUGGCGGAUUACUGGUCUUCCUUCAGAAUCCAAACCGGUUGUUUCAACAUCUACAAGGUCGCCGGAACCAUCGACGCCAGCAUAUCAGAUGCUGAGCUCUUUUGUCCAUCCGCCGCACUCAACUUCGCCCAAGCUUGCGGUUUCUCGCAGCUCUUCACGUGGAAGAGCGGUCACUCGUGGCUCUCGUUCAUCUUCAAGAGCUGGUUCUCACACGCCGCAUCGGACCGAAGUACCCGAGGUCGAGUCAUCAACAUCUCCACUGCUUUCAACCCCCGGAACCGUUAGUUCUUGGUUCAGCUCCGUACAUAAUGGACCCAAACCUGAUUCCAUGCCUGCUUCCCCACCAACAUCCAGUUCAUUUACAACUCACUCAAACCUCAGCGCCAGCAUCAUUGCGCAAUUACCACCUGAGAAUUUAGGGCAUUCGCCGCAAUCUUCGGAUGAUGGCGGUGAUAUGGGUGCGGAUGGAUGUCGAGCGAAGGAGGCCAGGAGCGCAUUGAGGCGGAUUUUAGAAGAGGCUCCCCCGCCUCCACGUCCACCUGCGAAGAAAUUUCAGCCUAGAUCACCGCCACCGGUUCCACAUGCGGCAUCAUCCACGGCUACUGCAUCUGUGUCGCGACUUUUCAGCAAAGGUGGCCGACAUAGUGUGAGCACGCCGCCAGAGCGUGUUGUCAGCAUUAUGAAGCGGUCAAGUGCUCCUAGCACCCCUAUUGUUGCAGAGAACGAUAAAGGCGAGGGCACGAGUAAAGGCCUGGGGAGCGUGUUUUGGAUGGGACACGCGAGUAAACCGUCGAGUGGGACGUCGACACCCCGGAGCGCGAAGCGAAUCAGUUUUGCGGAGUUGCCGGAGAGUUAUACUGGGUCUAAACCGGGUGGCUCGUCGAUAUCGAAAAGCAAGUCACGGAAGACGCGGAACAAGUCAAAAACUCGGGCCGGCCGGAAGGGCAAGGGCCGGGCGGAUGACGAGGGCAGCGAGGAGGGGGAGAAGGAAGAGGGGUGGCUGUCGUGGUUGGUGGGCGGGUCGGCGUUGGGACUGGGGCUUGGUUUGGGACCGGGAUAUGUCGAUGACCGGGAAAGGACGAUUGGAGGGACGGGUGUGAGUGCGAGAGCAAUGUGGGGCGGGGCGUCAGGUGGGUUGAGUCGGAGCGCGAGCGACGAAUGGGCGGUUUAG